This is a messenger RNA of Dromiciops gliroides (monito del monte), 6064 nucleotides long. It is a transcript of the gene INPP5E, whose product is annotated as inositol polyphosphate-5-phosphatase E. Gene Ontology annotation, biological process: phosphatidylinositol dephosphorylation. The transcript has 11 exons. NCBI's taxonomy places the organism in Eukaryota, Metazoa, Chordata, Mammalia, Microbiotheria, Microbiotheriidae. Bases 357 to 2327 code for a protein of 656 amino acids. The record is from RefSeq and is a predicted model, not a curated record. Gene Ontology annotation, molecular function: inositol-polyphosphate 5-phosphatase activity.
AUCUCUCGUCCCGCCGCCAGAGCCACCACCUCCGGCCCUACUCGCGCGGUUGCUAAGUAGCUGAGCCGGGAGUGCGGUCCGGGAGCGCGGCCCCGGCGCGGGGUCCGGGCAGAAAUUUCUGUGUGGCUCCAUGAACUCAAGAUUUCCAACCAUGCACCAAUUGACUGUGGCCAUUUUACACCAUCCCAGGCCCCAGAGUAAGGUAUCUAUAUGGUCUUUGACUUUGGUAUUUGGGCUUUCCAAACCCAAAUGCAUAUCCAGGAUAUUCAAAGGGAUAAGUGGUGAAUUAACAAGGUGAGUUUUCUCAGGAAGAUCAAGCUCCCAAGCUUGGUGAGGGGUAUGGACACUCUCAGAAGAUGCCAACCAAGCCAGUGAUAAUGGAUCCUAAGCAUUCAGUUUCCCAGCAGCCAGUAGCCUGUGUGAGUCCACAAACUGACACAAUGCUAAAAGGAGCAGGGCUGAAGAAUGAGUUGCCUGAAAGGAAUGAGCCUUGUGGGAGCACCUCAGAGUUUCCUUUCAAUAGACUCUUAAGACUUACAACUGAGGAAAUGAAAUUUAACAUGAAGGUCAAAUCCAUCACCCCCAAACCACCCAGAAAACCAAAGCUGGAGCGAACAUUUUCCUUAGAUGAGAGAGGCUGGAGGAGAAGGCGUUUUAGAACAAGCCGAGAAAGCCUGACAGACCCUAAUGAGACAGGGUCAUCAACUGGCUCCCUACAGGAGGUGAUUCCAAGUCCUCCAAGUUUGACUACAUUAGCUCAUGAUGGCAGUCAUACUCACAACCUCAACAGUCUACAGAGUACCUCUUUGCAGAAUAUUCCUGAACCAGGAGACAUAGGAAAUAGUACAAAUCCCCCUUCCUCCAUGGAUAUUGUUCCUCCCACUGUGACAAGUGGCUCCCUGGAGCUUCUGCGUGGGGUUACAGCUUCAGGGAAUAAACUUAGACUUUCCAAAGUAUUGCCACCAUUACCACUUCCCCCUUUGGAACUGAAUGUAGCAUCUGAAACUCUAAGGACAACUAAUAAAAUUGACCCAGAUUAUGUAAAUUAUAAGCAUCAUGCUCAAAGUAAAUUGCUCCGGCCUGAUAGUAGCCUGAGUGAUAGUAGAUUACAAAGCAGUAUGGUAUGUGAUAGCUCUUCCACAACCUCUUUGAAGUCCUCAUUCAGCCUUCUUACACCCAUUCAGUCAAAGGAUGUCAGAAGCAGGAGCUAUAUGGAAGGAAACCUCUUAGCUAGCGGUGCCUUAUUGGGAGCAGAUGAACUAGCCCGAUACUUUCCAGAUCGGAACAUGGGACUCUUUGUGGCCACAUGGAACAUGCAGGGCCAGAAGGAACUUCCAAAUAACCUGGAUGACUUUUUGUUACCUUCUGAGGCUGACUAUGUCCAGGACAUGUACGUUUUAGGAGUGCAAGAAGGCUGUUCAGACAGGCGGGAGUGGGAGAUCCGGCUACAGGAAACAUUGGGACCCCACUAUGUAAUGUUGUACUCAGCUGCCCAUGGUGUACUGUACAUGUCAGUAUUUAUAAGAAGGGACCUCAUCUGGUUCUGUUCAGAGGUAGAAUAUUCAACAGUAACAACUCGAAUUGUGUCACAGAUAAAAACCAAAGGGUCAUUGGGAGUCAGCUUCACCUUUUUUGGCACCUCCUUUCUCUUUAUCACAUCUCACUUCACUUCUGGUGAUGGGAAAGUAUCUGAUCGACUGUUAGACUACAGUAAAACUAUCCAAGCACUUACACUUCCUAAGAAUGUCCCAGAUACAAAUCCAUAUCACUCUAGUUCCUUGGAUGUCACAAGUCGAUUUGAUGAAGUGUUCUGGUUUGGAGACUUCAAUUUUCGACUGAAUGGUGGACGGAUGGCAGUAGAGUCAAUCCUGAAACAGAAUCUUGAGAUGAACAUGUCAGAACUACUUCAGCAUGACCAACUUAUUAAAGAAAUGAAGAAAGGAUCCAUCUUCAAGGGGUUCAGGGAAGCAGACAUUCACUUCUUCCCUUCAUAUAAAUUUGAUGUUGGAAAGGACAGCUAUGACAGCACUUCCAAGCAGAGGACGCCUUCUUAUACAGAUCGAGUUGUAUAUAAAAGCCGUCAAAAAGAUGAUAUCUGCCCAGUCAAGUAUUCUUCCUGUCCUGGAAUCAAGACUUCUGAUCACCGUCCAGUGUAUGGUCUGUUCCGUGUAAAAGUGAGACCUGGGAGAGACAACAUUCCUCUAGCUGCUGGCAAAUUCGAUCGAGACCUCUAUUUAUUAGGAAUUAAAAGACGCAUUUCAAAGGAACUUCAGAAACAGCAAGCACUUAAAGAUCAAAAAUCCAGUAUGAUCUGUACUGUUUCCUGAGGAAGCUGGCCUUGCAAGAACCUGACAAACUGACAGGAAGGGAAGAUCCCCCCAGCGAGCCAAAUGAAUACUUCAAUCUGUAUCUGAAGAGAACUCACUGUAAAAGAGUGAAAUUGUUUUGUGAGUGAUUGAUCACCUAUGCCAUCUUUAAGGACCCAUGAAGACUAUCUGAAAAGUGGUUCUGUUCUCUGUAUCUUACCAAAAAUGUAACAUGCUGGCUGUAAAAACUUAGUAAUGGUGUGGGACCUAAUUUGUCAGUGUCCCAGGAAGGACAGAUAUCCGGAGAACAAUUUGCAUUCCUUGUAAAUAAAUAAAUCACUCCUUUAUUUGCUGUACUUCCAUUAUGAGCAAGGCAAAUUAUACUUAUUGACAUUUCAGGUAAUACUAGCCUUUUUCAGGGUUGCAAAUAUUGUGUUCUUCCAAUAGAACAUUAAUACAAUCACUGGCACUCUGCUUUGGCAAACACCUGAAUUACAAUUUGCCCUGAACAGCUUAUAUGAUCUAAGGCAGUACUUUAUUUCCUUAAUAUUUUCUGCCAAAAAGUUCUCUAUAACCUGACUAAAUUUCACUCUUUAAAAAUAGAUAUUUUGGCCAUAUACCCCACAGCUAUUGCAUCUUAACUCUUCUAGGUCCAUCUGUGUUCUUCCUAAAUUUAGCCUCCAAAGAUAUACCCAACCCCUGCAAUAUCUAUGUCUGUCGAUCUAUCUGUCUAUCUAAUCUAUCUAACCUAUCUAUCUCCUUUCCUGUAUACAUAAUUCCCCUAAUUACUAUUGAAUAGAAUGCCACAGGAUAGUGAGCCAUUUGCUUAAUGGCCCACUUCUCCCUUACCCACAGGCAUUGGAUCAUGGGAGUAGAGUAGGUAGUUUGUCAGUUGUGCUCAGGGAAGUUUUAAAGGCUAACUUUGUGGCUUAGGACCACUUAGGAUUGUCCUUGGGACAUGAACCCCAAACCCAAGAGUCACUAGUAAGAGGACAAGAGGCCAUGCCCUUAACAAUCCCAGGAGAUAACUGAAAGCUAGCUUGACUCCGGGGAAGGGGAGUACACAAGGUGAUUCUUUAAGAUUGAUACUAUACAUGCAGUGUCUUCACAGAACUUCAUUCAUCCUUAAGACUUUUAUCUCACAGAAGUUACCCCUAAGUGUCAUUUUAUGUAAAUGACUUCAAGAUCUUUGGGAAACAAGGGAACAUUGUAGAAAGGAUAUGUUUGCACAUAAUCUUGUUUUACUCUGUUUAGGUCAUUUGCUUUUUUUUUUUUUUAAGAAUCAGCCACAGAAUAGUAUCGUUUAAAAUCCUUUUCAUUUACUUGCCUAACGGUUUGGAUAUUUGGAUAUUUUGCACUAAUCCUGGAGAAUCAACUACAGAUUUUUAAGAGGGUUUAUAGCAAUACUUUUGUUUUCUUUCUUGUCUUAUAUUCAAAAAAUGUUAUGCCUUGAAUAUGUGGCAGUCAAGGUAGAGUCAAAUCUAGUCUUCUAAAUUAAUAUUUAUUUUUCAUAUUUAUAUUUUAAAAUAAAUAUAUAUUAAAAUUUUUUAAAUGAACAUAGACCUUACCUGUAGGUGUGUUUACUUAGUUAUUUUAGAGUUCUAACAGAAAAAAAGUGACAUUCAAAGUUGAAAAGUUAAGAAUGAAAAAACAACUGACCAGAACCUUUCUGAAUUUCAGUUACAUAACUUCUAUUUUCUAGUCUAUAAGUAAAAUUUACUGUAAAUACAUCAGAAAAUAGAGUAUAUUUAAGCGAGUCUCCCAAUUUCUGCCACAGGAAUGGACUACAAAAUUUGAAUCUCCCAUAUAAACUUGUGUUUGUGUCAACAAAGAACAUUUUUUAAAAAUUCAGCUUUUAAGACAUUUGGAAAAUUCUAUUUUAUCUCAUAGGUAAGAUCCUAUUAGGAAGAAUUUUCCAUUCAAUUUGUUUUAUUUUACUGGGAUGUUGUAUAAAAUAUUGCUUAAAUAAGUGGCCCAUACAUUUCACUUGAAAAUCAUUGUUGUGUUGGUUUUUGUUUAAUAAGAUUUGACCUCAGCAAAUUUUUGCAGAUUCAGAAAUUUUUUUUUUCCAAAUGAAGAGGAGAAAUAAACUUUAUUUCUUCAACUUUAAAGUAAUUCGAGGGGCAGCUAGGUAGCGGAGUGGAUAGAGCACUGGCCCUGGGUUCAGGAGGACCUGAGUUCAAAUCUGACCUCAGACACUUAACAUUUACUAGCUGUGUGACCCUGGGCAAGUCACUUAACCCCCAUUGCCCCGCAAAAUAAUAAUAAUAACAAACUUUAAAGUAAUUCAUAUAUUAAUUGAUUUAUACAGUAGUUUGUGAUUAAGAACUUGGAAGGCACUAUAUAAAUCUGAUUUUUAAAAUCACUAAUUCUGUGUUGAGUAAAUUGCUUAACCAUGAACAUUUAGAUUCUUUAUGAAACGAAUUCACUCCUGGAAAAUUAUAAAGUAAUUUUGAUUAAGCAUAAAUUACUAUUGUACAAUUUCUGGAUGAAAAAAAACUUAUUUGCUAAUUUCCCAAGCAAUAAUCAAAUCUGCUUAAAAUUUGAUUAAUCUGAGUUGCUUAUAUAAAAGAUUUUUGUUUAUCAGGUCUCUGAUAAAUUGUUUUCAUCUUGAUUUUUUUUUUUUACUUAAGCUAUACUUUUUUUGUACUUACACAAUUAAAACUGAGUUGCCAAGAAACAAACCCAAAAUAUGGUCUGUGGUUUCCUAAUCUUCCUUUGGUAUUUUUUUUUUUAGUUAACAAAAAUCUACUUUCCCUUCAGCCUUUUCCUUUGUCCCCCGCAGCCCCCACAAAACCAAAAAACAAAACCUUUAAAACACUAGUAAAAGAAAUAUUCAGUCAAACAAGAGAUUCCCACAUUGAACAUGUCCAAAAAAGUAAGUCUGAUUCUUCAUCUCAAAUUUAUCACUUCUCUUUCAAGAAGUAUGUAGCCUGCUUCAUCAUAGAUCUUCUGGUUGGUCCCUGUAGUUAUUAGAUUUCUUAAGUAUUUCAAAGUUAUUUGUCUUUAUGAUGUUACUGUAUCAAUUGUUCUAUUUCAUUCCGUUAAUUAGUUUAUACAGGCUUUCCAAGGAUUCACUGAAACUAUCCCUUUCAUUUCUUACAGGAUGAUAGUAUUCCAUUCUAUUCAUAUACUAGAAUUUGUUCAGUCAUUCCCUAACUGAUGGGCACCCUGUCUUAGUUUCCAAUUCUGUACCACUACAAAAAGAGCUGCUAUAAAUACAUCAUAUGCGUGGAUCCUUUACCUUUCUUUGAUCUCUUAGGAGUACAGGCCUAGUAGUGCUAUCUCUGGCUCAAUGAACAUGUGCAGUUUAAUAACUUUUGGGGCAUAGUCCCAAUUGCUUUCCAGAAUGGCUGGACCAAUUCACAGCUCCGCCUACAAUGCAUCCAUGUGCUUGUUUUCCUGCAGCCCUCCCAACAUGUCAUUUUCCUUUUUUGUUGUUUGCUUACCUGUUAGGUAUGAUUUAAAAGUUCAGAGUUCUUUUAAUUUGCAUUUCUAGAAUUAUUAGUGUUUAGAACAAUUUUUUCAUUUGACUAUAGAUGACUUGGAUUUCUUCCUUUGAAAGCAGCAGCAGCCUGUUCAUAUCCUUUGACCAUUCAUCAAUUGCUUCUCUUCGUACUUCAACUUGAUUACUAGUAAGGUAUGGUUAUUUUCUUUUCUUUUUUUUUUUUUAAUAAAAGUACUUUAUUAUUUUCCAGUUACAUGUAGAGAUAGUUUUCAACACUUGUUUUUAUAAGAUUUAAAAUUUCAAAUUUUUU